Orbilia oligospora ATCC 24927 is the source of this 2568-nucleotide messenger RNA. RefSeq lists its product as uncharacterized. The transcript has a single exon. The record is from RefSeq and is a predicted model, not a curated record. Gene Ontology annotation, molecular function: protein binding. Bases 1 to 2568 code for a protein of 855 amino acids. Lineage: Eukaryota; Fungi; Ascomycota; Orbiliomycetes; Orbiliales; Orbiliaceae.
AUGUCGACGAGUACAGCUACAAACGAGGCUGCGGGUUUAGAGCUAGAAAUAGCGACGGUUUCGAACAUGGCGGUAGAUAACAACGAUGGCGAUCAUGACGACGAGGCUGUUAUAUCUACAUCUACAUCUACAUCUAUACCUACACCUACACCCACACCUAUAACUUCGGACGAGACGAUACUUAUACCCCCAGCUAUACCUACGAUUCAGAAUGAUAGUGUGGUAGAUAUGGAUACUACUACUACUACAACUACUACUGCUGCUGCUGAUGGUGGUGAUGAUGGUGAUGGGGGUGUGGAGGAUGGUAUACCCUCUUCCGGCUCGAGUUCGAGUUCGAGUUCGAAUGUUCCUGCGGAUUGGGUCAUUGUAUCUUCUGGAUCAUCUUCUGCUUCUUCGGUUACGAAUGAGCUAGAAGAUGUUAGUUUAGAACGAAGAAUUGGUGGUGAAGACGGUGAGAGAAUAGAUUCGGCAAGUUCGGUUGUUUUUGUGGAUGGUAGUAUUGAGGUACCGUCGAUACCUUCUACUGCGUCUGUAGACGAUACAGAGCAGGAGGCUACACCGUUGAUUAUAGAUGAAGGGGUACCUCCGUCUGAUAUUCAAACUGGUACCCUAGAUGAAGAUGUUCCUUUAUCUUCAUCUUCUUCAUCGAGAAUAGAAGGUGCGAUACUGGAAACCGAUACACCGGAGUCGAGCGAGCCUUCUACGCCUACUAUGAGGGAGAUUACGGUGUUAGAAGGGGAGGCUAUGGUGGUACCUGUUGCGAACGAAGAGGUAGCUGAACGAGAGGAAGUUCCUGCUCCUGCUGUUGCUGCUGUGGAAGAAGUAGCUGUGGUUGAAGAGAUUCAAGGUGUAUUACCAGAUGUAUUACCGGCUGCAGAAGAGAAUGUGGUGGUGAAUAAUACUGAAGAUGGUGUGGAAGCUGUUGUUGCAGAAGAAGCAGCUGGAGUAGAAGUGCCAGUGGAGCCAGUGGAGCCAGCGGUGGAGGGGAAUGAAGCUGAAGCUGCAGCUGGAGAGGAAGUCCCACCACCAGGAGACCCAGCAGUGGACCCCGUAGACCCAGCAGGACAACCAGAACAAGCAGAACAAACCGAAGCAACCGACCCCCCCACCGAAGAAACAACGGCCCCCGCAGAACCCGAGCCAGAGCCAGAACCACCAUGGGUAUACGACCCCACACAGCCCACCACCAUCCUAGCCAUCCCUCCCGAAAUCAUCUUACACGUCUUCAACUUCCUGCCCCUCUACAACAUGAAAGAAUUCUCACUAUGUUCCAAACGAUGUCGUUCACUCGCCAUCCGUCGGAUCUUCAAACACGUUAAUAUCUCCUCUGAUGCUUUAAAGGCGUUUCAAAAGGGUGGAGAGCUACAUUAUAUCGCCGAUGCGGUGUUUGGGAUUGUGAUUCGGACGAGGUAUAUUGGGCUUGCUAAUGAAUUGUGUACGUUUAUGAAGGAGUGUAUGUAUACCUCUGAAAAAGACGGGGGGAAAGAAGAAGAGGGAGAAACUGGAUUGGGAGUUUUCAGUGCUGUUCGAAGGAUAAAAGUCAGUUAUGGACAGAUACGCUACGACAGAAUGAGUGCCCUCGUCAACACCGGCCCUCUGGACUCCCUCAGCGCCCUGGACGCUCAAUUCAUCAAAGCCAUGUUCUUAUCCCUCCGAAAAGUCAAAUUCUGGAAGAAAAUCCGCUGGGUCGACUUCGUUGUAAAACUCUGGGAAGACCGUCACGGAAUAUUCGACGAACCGGUCGAAGAAGGGAACGAAGUAAAACCAGAAGAUAAACCAGGAUAUCUCACAGACGAAAAUGCAAAUUUUCUAGAAAGCGUCUUGGAUUCGGGAGUAGACGACUUUGAUGAUGGAAAGGAUAUGGUGGCUAUCGCACCGGCGUUGAAGGAUGUUAGGUUGAUUAAUUUCAAACCUAGGAGGAGGGUUGCUUAUAGGAGGAAAGUGGAUAUAUUCGAGGUUUUGGCUUGUAUGGGUGGGAAACCUGAAAAGGUGGUUUUGGAGUAUAUAUCUGCUGGGGAAUCGAUCGAUCUUGUCCCGGGGAGUAGGAUCGAUGAGGUUAGAGUUCAGAGAGGGGUGGAGGAGAUAUGGGUUAAUAUGGCUUCUUUCGAUGUCCCCGGGUUUAUGGAUGAGAUCGCGAGGAGGUUUGUGGAUUUGAAGUCAUUGAUGCUGAUUGUUACUACGGCUGGUGGUGAGGGGUAUUUACUACCUGCUAAAGGUGUAUCGGGGCCAUGGAGAAGAGGGGUACUUGAAAAGAUGGAAAAGAUUAAGGGGUUAAAGACUUUUAUGGUACCCGUGAGAGUGGGACAGGAAGGGGAGAAUAUAAAUCACGGCAGGAGGAAGGAGCUUGGUGAAGUUCCUAAGGAUACUAUAGAGAGACUGGCAGAGUUGGUGAUCUAUUGGAUUGAGAAUGGAGCUGACGACUUGGAGAAAGUUAUUUUCGAGAGGAAAGAACUGGAAGAUGAAGUUGAUUCUGCGGUAGGGCCCGGGUGGAUUUGUAACGUGCGGUGGGAGAAUAAGAGACCCAAGUUGGAGUGGACGGUUGAGAAUCUCUCGGUUGCGGUGUCUUGA